CAAAAGUACUCAUUACGUGUCCAUGAACGAAACCACAAUUCUACGGAGAUAUCACUUGACCUCAUGCUCCCUACCAAGAGUUCUCACUUCAAUGUUGAUUCCGAUAUCAUGGCAUCAAAAGCUAGAUUAAUUGUUAUGGGUAUCUCUGUUGCCUUAGCAUAUGUUUCUUGGGGACUUUUACUAUCACUCCAACCCGCUUUUUAUCCAACAGAAGCAGAGUCUAAGGGUGCCACUCCAGCCCAAUAUGGAUUGGUGUUCGGGAUCGUCAGCUUAGGCGGCUUUAUAUUCUCGCCCAUAUUUGCACAUUAUGGAAGUAAAAUUGGGCCAAAGAUCCUCUACAAUUUGGGCGGAAUUGGCCAAGGAAUGGCAGCGGUGGCUUUUGGAAGCUUGGAGUUUGUGAAUGACACAUGGACAUUCAUUGGGCUUUCUUACUUGCUAAGGUUCAUUGAUGGUGUGGCCAAUGCAGCCGGUACAGCCUCAAUAGUGAGCAUUCUUAUGACUCUCUUUCCCGGAUUUGAGUCUUCCAUUCCAGCUUGGACCGAGAUGUGUUUUGGUUUGGGCUACACGAUAGGACCAGUUUUGGGUUCAGUUUUGUUCGAGGUUGGAGGUUUUGGCCUUCCUUUCUUUAUUAUGGGAGGGAUUGUCCUUUUCUUGGCCUUGGUGCUAUUUGUGAUGGUUCCAAAUGUAAAACCUGGCUCGUCCUCCUUGAGCAAAAAUCUGGCCAAUGAUUCGAAAUCCCCUCUCACCAUCAGAAACGUCAUCAAAUCUUUUAGUAUUUCCCUCCCGUUUUUGGACAAAUUCAUCCUUUUUUGUGGAAAUGGAAUGUUUGAAUCAAUGCUCCAACCGCAUAUGAUAAAUUCUCAGGCUCAAGCAACUCAGUUCGAGGUCAGCAUGGCUUUCUUGAUCAUGGCUGGGUGUUACAUGAUCACCUCUCCACUUGCUGGUUACGUUUGUGAUAGAAUAAGGCGGCCGGUUUUGCUUUCCAUUGUUGGCAAUUUCCUUCUGUUCAUUGCCUUCAUCUUCAUUGGACCCGCCCCAUUCUUGACGGGAUUACCGACCUCGGUUCCAUUGAUCUUCGGAAUGAUGCCCUUCUUUGGGCUAGGUUAUGGAUUGGUAUCGGUGUCUUCGUUUUCCAGAGCUUACAAGGAAUGCAUCCGACAAGGGUAUCGAGAUGACGUCAAUACCUAUUUGAUUCUAACAGGUCUUUGGGGAACAGCCUUUCAUUUGGGUAACUUCAUUGGUCCUACAAUGGCUGGGAUCAUUGUAAACGCCAUCGGAUUCCCGUAAACCAGUCAAAUCUCAAUCUUUGUAUUCCUUCUCAUGGCGUUCCUGGAUUGCAUUCAAUACUGUUAUCAAGUCAAGAGAACUAAUUUACAAUACAAGUAUGAGAAUAUAUCGUAACAAGUGACAUGAAACCCUUGGUAUUGUGCGGU
Molecule: messenger RNA, 1433 nt
Organism: Tigriopus californicus
Lineage: Eukaryota; Metazoa; Arthropoda; Copepoda; Harpacticoida; Harpacticidae
Product: MFS-type transporter SLC18B1-like
Exons: 8
Coding region: 64-1287 (407 amino acids)
Biological process (GO): transmembrane transport
Molecular function (GO): transmembrane transporter activity
Source: RefSeq, a predicted model, not a curated record